Messenger RNA from Oryzias latipes (Japanese medaka), 6475 nucleotides. It is a transcript of the gene ephb2b, whose product is annotated as eph receptor B2b. Lineage: Eukaryota; Metazoa; Chordata; Actinopteri; Beloniformes; Adrianichthyidae. The record is from RefSeq and is a predicted model, not a curated record. Gene Ontology annotation, cellular component: plasma membrane; dendrite. Gene Ontology annotation, biological process: axon guidance; protein phosphorylation; ephrin receptor signaling pathway. Gene Ontology annotation, molecular function: protein binding; ATP binding; transmembrane-ephrin receptor activity.
GUCCUCACUGAGGGCGGACGGAUACAGACGCUUUUUUUCGUCAGCUGUUGACGUGCGGUUAUCGAACGUGUCGCCUAUGAACUGGACUAUUGUCGCGCGGCUGCCGAGCGCCGCAACGUUGCCUGUGCGCUGCUCCGUGCUCCCCUACGUCUGCGCUUGUUUUGGUUUCGCCCAAACUUGGUUCAGAUUUGAGUUGCUCUGCUGCCUUCUGGAAUCGCGCGAUUGGAGGAGAAGGACCGCCAGUUCCCCGCUCUGCCCCUUCUGUCAAUGGCUCUCGGGACUUAUUUCAUUUGAAUGUCUGGGCUCCUUAAGUGACUAAUAAUGGAUAUUCUCUGGAUACUGUGGACUAUACCUGCCGUCAUAGCUGUCGAAGAGACCCUGAUGGACUCCACCACAGCCACGGCAGAGCUGGGCUGGACGGUCUACCCCGUGUCAGGGACGAGCGACAACAGCUGGGAGGAAGUGAGCGGUUAUGAUGAAAACAUGAACACCAUAAGGACGUACCAGGUCUGUAACGUCUUCGACAGCAACCAGAACAACUGGGUACGGACAAAAUACAUACGGCGUCGGGGCGCUCAGCGGAUCCACGUGGAGAUGAAGUUCUCCGUGAGGGACUGCAGUAGCAUCCCAAAUGUACCCGGCUCAUGCAAAGAGACUUUCAACCUGUACUACUAUGAGUCCGAUUCAGACACGGCCAACAGGAACUCUCCGCCCUGGAUGGAAAACCCGUGGAUCAAGGUUGACACCAUCGCAGCAGACGAGAGCUUUUCCCAAGUGGACCUUGGAGGCAGAGUGAUGAAGAUCAACACUGAGGUCAGGAGCUUUGGCCCUGUGUCAAAGAACGGCUUCUACCUGGCCUUCCAGGACUACGGAGGCUGCAUGUCGCUCAUCGCCGUCCGGGUUUUCUACCGGAAGUGUCCUCGGAUCAUCACCAACGGGGCGCUGUUCCAGGAGACGCUAUCAGGCGCUGAGAGCACCUCCCUCGUGGCUGCGAGGGGAGUUUGCAUUCCCAACGCAGAGGAGGUGGACGUGCCCAUCAAGCUCUACUGCAACGGGGAUGGAGAGUGGAUGGUGCCGAUUGGCCGCUGUAUGUGCAAAGCCGGAAAUGAGGCGGUGGAAAACGGAACUGUUUGUCGAGCCUGCCCAUCGGGGUUUUUCAAGUCCACCCAGGGGGAUCAACUCUGCCUGCAAUGCCCCAUCAACAGCCGCACCACCAGCGAAGGCGCCAUCAACUGCGUUUGCCGCAACGGAUAUUACCGCACCGACUCUGAUCCUCUCCAGAUGCCCUGCACCACCGUCCCCUCAGCUCCACAGGCUGUGAUCUCCAGCGUGAACGAGACCUCCGUGAUGCUGGAGUGGAUGUCUCCCCGGGAUUCUGGGGGCCGUGAGGACGUCGUCUACAACAUCAUCUGCAAGAGCUGCGGCGGCGGGCGGGGAGGGUGCACCCGCUGUGGGGACAACGUUCAGUUUGUACCCCGUCAGCUGGGCCUGACAGAAUCCCGGGUCUACAUCAGUGACCUGCUGGCCCACACGCAGUACACGUUUGAGGUGCAGGCUGUCAACGGGGUGUCAGACCAGAGCCCCUACUCCCCCCAAUACGCCUCGGUCAACAUCACCACUAACCAGGCCGCUCCGUCUACGGUGUCUAUUAUGCACCAGGUGAGCCGCAGUGUGGACAGCAUCACCCUUUCCUGGUCCCAACCGGACCAGCCGAACGGAGUCAUCUUGGACUACGAACUGCAGUAUUAUGAAAAGGAUCUAUCGGAACACAACGCCAGCACCAUCAGGAGCCAAACCAACACGGUGGUCAUCCGGGGUCUCAAGCCAGGAAGCAUCUACGUGUUCCAGGUCCGGGCGCGGACCGUGGCCGGGUUUGGACGUUACAGUGGCAAGCUGUACUUCCAGACCAUGACGGAGGAGGAAUACAACACGAGCAUUCAGGAGAAACUCCCGCUCAUCAUUGGCUCGGCUGCAGCGGGGUUGGUCUUCCUCAUUGCCCUGGUGGUCAUCAUCAUUGUGUGUAACCGGAGGCGUGGCUUCGACAGGCAUGAUUCAGAGUACACAGACAAGCUGCAGCACUACACCAGCGGCCACAUGACUCCAGGAAUGAAGAUUUACAUCGAUCCAUUCACGUAUGAGGACCCCAACGAGGCUGUGAGGGAGUUCGCCAAGGAGAUCGACAUAUCAUGCGUGAAGAUUGAGCAGGUCAUCGGUGCAGGAGAGUUUGGCGAAGUGUGCAGCGGAAACCUAAAGCUUCCGGGUAAAAGGGAGAUGUUUGUAGCCAUUAAAACCCUGAAGUCUGGCUACACCGAAAAGCAAAGGCGGGACUUCCUGAGUGAAGCCAGCAUCAUGGGGCAAUUUGACCAUCCUAACGUCAUUCACCUGGAGGGCGUGGUCACCAAGAGCAGUCCUGUCAUGAUCAUCACUGAGUUCAUGGAGAACGGAUCUCUGGACACUUUCCUCAGACAAAAUGACGGGCAGUUCACGGUGAUCCAGCUGGUCGGAAUGCUGCGAGGCAUCGCCUCAGGCAUGAAGUAUCUCGCCGACAUGAAUUACGUGCACCGCGACCUCGCGGCCCGGAACAUCCUGGUCAAUAGCAACCUCGUUUGCAAAGUGUCAGACUUCGGCCUCUCCCGCUUCUUGGAGGACGAUACAUCCGACCCCACUUACACAAGUGCUCUGGGGGGGAAGAUCCCUAUCCGAUGGACUGCCCCCGAGGCCAUCCAGUACAGGAAGUUCACCUCUGCCAGCGAUGUGUGGAGCUACGGGAUCGUCAUGUGGGAAGUCAUGUCGUACGGAGAGAGGCCUUACUGGGACAUGACCAACCAAGAUGUCAUCAACGCCAUAGAGCAGGACUACCGGCUCCCCCCGCCAAUGGACUGUCCCAGUGCGCUGCACCAGCUGAUGCUGGACUGCUGGCAAAAGGACCGCAACAACCGGCCCAAGUUCAGCCAGAUCGUAAACAACCUCGACAAGAUGAUCCGCAACCCCAACACCCUGAAGGCCAUGACUCCUCUGUCUUCGGGUGUUCAUCUCCCCCUCCUGGAUCGCAGCAUUCCAGACUUUUCUACCUUCAGCUCUGUGGAUGAGUGGCUGGACGCCAUCAAGAUGGGCCAGUACAAAGACAACUUUGCCAAUUCGGACUUUUCUACGUUUGAUGUGGUCUCUCAGAUGACUAUGGAGGACAUCCUGAGGGUCGGUGUGACGCUAGCAGGCCACCAGAAGAAGAUCCUCAACAGCAUCCAGACGAUGCGGGCGCAGAUGAACCAGAUCCAGUCGGUGGAGGUUUGACCCCGAAAAGAGUCCGGGGGGGGGGGGCUCUGGGUGUGGAGGAUGGAGAGGAUGCUUUUUUUUUCCCCUCUUCCUCUUUGGCGUGACAGUGUGUCUGGUCUUCCCACCGGGCUUCCAUCCGGCCCCAGAUGCCCCCCCCCCCCUUUCCCCCUCAGUCCCCCCCCCCACACGCAUCCCCCUGACUCUCGUGGUCAGAAGAGCUGGACAGUAGCAGAGUCUGCCGUUUCCAGAACCAGAACCAGGAGGUUUUGACACAACCAGCAACGUUUUCCCCCAAAUCUUCCACCAUUUGAUGUUUGGACUGUUUUUGUUUUGUUUGCUCUGCUAAUUUUGUAAAGUUUUUAUUUUUAUUUUAAAGGAAAAGGAGACAAACUGAGAAGGAAUGGAGUUUAUCUCAAUUUAGAGAGGCUAUGAAGUUGUACACUAGAGGAACCGAGCAGCAAAGUUACCCUUUAAAAGGGCAGAAACGAAGAAGGUCGGGACGCCAUCCUCAAAGUGGCGUGGAUUCAGUUUUCAGUUUGGACUCGCGCUGAGCGUCUGCCGGGCGACCUGUGGAGGAAAGAGGGGGGGGGGACCCCACGUGGAUCAGAGAACUUGUUGCAAAGACUGAUGUCAGUGCGACUGGAAAUUCACGUCACGCACCUCAGAUGAAGAAAAAUGUUUGGGCUUUUUCUCACUGCGAGGAUUUUUCUAUAAUUGUGGACACUUUGUGAUGAAGAGUUCCUCUCACCAUUUUUUUUUUUACCUUUCACAGUGAAAUAGUCACAACCUGCCAAAUAGACCUUGUUGUCCUCACUCCUGUGCUGUACAUAUCAGGAACCUUCCACGCCAUGAUGAUUCAGGAACCACGUUUGGGGGAGGAGACGGCGUGACGUGCUCCUCAUCUCCGGGUUCUAGCCGGUGCUGUUCUUUACGUCAGACUCGAUCUCUCGUUGUUCAACGUGCACGCUUUGCACACACGUGCACGGAGAAGCGGUAGCUCCUGGAGUCUUGGGACGUCACACGAUUUUCUUCAGUGACUUAUAGUUCGACUUUGACCAACUUAACAUAACUUUUUAGUAAACAUUUUCUUCUGCACCCUCAUCAGUAGAACUUAGAGACAUCCAUUGAAAGAAGAAACAAAUAUGAGGUUCAUAUUAUUGCGAUUUGUGUCUGAAGGGUUUUGUUUCUGCACUGAAUCUGGUCUCUAACUCCAGCAAACUCUUCCUUUCAGCUCCUGAAGUCACUUUGUUUCAGGUUUCUGCAGACAUGAGUGGUUUUGUUUGGCCGUCGUCGUGUUGCUGGCCGGGUUUGUGAGGAAAAACGGGGCGAGCGCUCAGCCACACGGCGCUCCCCGCUGAGCUUCCCCCCUGUAGCCGACAGGCAGACACGGCGGUCCAGCUGUGAGCCAUCAGUCAGACGCGUCGGGUCCCGGCAGGCGGCCCCGCCCCGGUCGCAGGCGCUCUGAUCACACACACGCCUGUCCACCACCUGUCUGCUGCUCCUCUGAUCGGCUGUGGACAGUUGUCCAUUUUUGUCUGGACAGCGGUUUCAUUUUUGCUCAGAUUGCUUCUCUCUUCCACACUCUCCUAACCUCAGAACCCUACCUGAGCCUUCAAGGUGUUAAUGGGUCGAGUGCCAAAGUGACCUCACUUCCUGCAUCAUCCCACUUUGAUUCAGAGUGGGGUUGUGCUCGCCGGUCCUCCCCUGGGUUUAAAAGUGUCUGCAGAAUGACACACCAGAGCAAACGUUUCCCUGGAAGCUCUUCAAAGCGGUGCUGCAUGAUGCUGAAGGGGGAGGGGGGGGCGACUCUAAAGCUGCCGGAGCUUCGUGUCGUUCUUCACCUGUGGCUCAUCUUCUGUUUGCUUCUCUGCGUUUUAACAGCUGAUCAGACUUCAUUAGUCCGGUAGCUUAGCGAUAAAAACCUCUAUGUUCGUCUUAAGUAUGCACCACAGAGGUUUCUUCUUCUUCUUCUUGUUUUUUGUCCACGCCAGCCCCAUUAAACUCAUUGGAAUGCAUGUCUAUAGAUGCUGCUAAGGCUUUGAGGUAUUAGUGGAGUAAUUAUCCUUGACAUUGCUUGAACUGAGUGAAGCUGAAAUUGGUUUAUAUUUCCCUUUUUGCUGGAUUUUCUUCUUACAGAGUAUUUUUCACAGGGUUUUCUAGUCACUAUAAAGACGUUUGAAGAGCAGCUGAUGGCGGACUUUUGGUUUAUGAAUCUUUGCUUUGGCAUCUUCUUAAGAAUCUUUAUUUUUUUCCUGUGAUUUAGUUUUAUUUGAGCAACACUAUUGUCUGCUGAAAAACUGCAAGUCAAAGUUCAGAGGCACUUUGAGCAUAUCCAGAGGAGUGAAGACGGCGAGCGAUGACGGCGAGCGUGUAAAUAGUUGAAAAUAUUUGUUGCACAGCAGUUGUUUGCAGCUAACUUUACACAGCCUGCCCGUCGUAUUCAACUCUCCGGUUGUAGUUGAGGAGGUGUUUUCUCUGAUGCUGUGCAGUUGUGAUAGUUUGACAUGUUUGCCAUCUGUAGAAGCACUCAACCUUCCUCCUCCUCCUCCUCCUCAGCGUUUGCCACCUUCAGAAGGACGUCUCAGAGUCACAUGAUAGCGUGGGUAAACAUCCCAACGCCGCUUCACUUACAUGAGGGUCAGAGCCAGGCGGACAGAAAAUGGCUCCUGGCGAGCAGCUGCAGCACACAGCUCUAGAGCGCCCUCUGCUGUCACUGGACUGAAGUUUCCCGUCCACUCAGUUGGUCUGUGAACGCACCAUUGGCCAGUGUGCUGAUGGAUGAGCAGCGGCUGCUGCUGCCCGCGGGUUUCCCGCCAAACGCCGUGGAAUCAUGGCUCUCCUCCUGUGUGAUCCUUUCUUCCUCCAUCUUUGUAGCCACACUCACCUGCCCCCUUCACUGCUCUGCUGGGACGGAGGGGGGGCCCUUCAUACCCCCCCGGCCUGUGAGACCUUCAUCACAGACCACUGUGACGGAUGUGGGGGUCCUGUACUUCUGUAUAAAUGUAAAUGGGCUGUAACCCUGUGAAUGAUGUAACAAUUUCUUUAUUUGUAAAAUGGUCUUUGGUUUAUUUUCUAAAAUGGAAAGCCCGACCCGAUUCUCCUCAAUAAAAAAAAGAAAAGAUCUGUUAUUAAAAAAACUACCAUGAGGAGCUUCUCCUUUAUUUUUCUGCUUAUUUAAGCCAAAUAAAUUCAUAGUUAAUGA